Molecule: messenger RNA, 2206 nt
Organism: Xenopus laevis (African clawed frog)
Lineage: Eukaryota; Metazoa; Chordata; Amphibia; Anura; Pipidae
Gene: znf704.S
Product: zinc finger protein 704 S homeolog
Exons: 9
Coding region: 222-1682 (486 amino acids)
Source: RefSeq, a predicted model, not a curated record
UACUCCAGUCCAGGAUUUUGAGGACUACAGUUUGGAUGGGUUUGGGGGCUUUGGGAAAGCCCACACAGCGCUAGGGUGAGGAGUUAGUGGGGAGCUGUUUCUGCUCAGCUGGAGGGGAUCCCAGGCUAUAGGAGGCUGUGUUUGUUCAGAAUAUAGGGGCUGCUGCAGCUGUCUGUGCCCAGAGGGAGGAGAUAGGGAAUAGAACAAUCCCAUAGACAAACAUGCAGGCUCGUCGCCUAAGCAAAAGGUCCGUCCUGGGCAGUAAGGUGAACACUUCUGAGGAUGCCCAGGAUUGGGGUAUGAAAGGGGCAAGAAAAAGAGUGGGAAUGGGGGCAGUUAUCCAGGCGGGGGCUGAGAAGCAGAGAGUGAAUGAUAAAGAAGAAGUGGCUGUGGAGCAGCAGCGAGCCACGUGCGAUGGAGAACAAUCUGUGCCCUGCUCCUUAAAGGGAACAAGCACAAACACUAAGUCUGGAGCAUCCACAAAUCAGUACAUGGAAAAAAGACGUAUUGGACACACCACAUCGGAAAAAUCAACUUACCAAGCAAACGAAUGGAAGGAAGCAGAAUUUGUGAAACAUAAUCCAGGUGUCAAAGUGUUUGAAUGUGAUCAGAACAUGAAUGGUGAAUACACAAGAAUUCUUGAGCAGAAAUGCAAAGUGGUUUCAUCCAGUAUUGAUGUCCCUCGUGCAAGAAUAUUUGAAGGUGAAGCAGAUAUGGACAAAGUGACAGCUGCAAUGGUACUGACCAGUUUGUCUACAAGUCCAUUGGUUCGAUGCCCUCCUAUGCGACUUACUGAUAUGAAUGGGUCUUGGAAAGAAUUGGGGUUUGUUCCAUCCAGCACAAGCAGUAGCGAUUGCUGGAGUUGGAAUACACCCAGUGACUGCUCUAAUCCUUCAACUCCACCCCCACCAUUAUCUGCUGACAGCUUUAAGUAUUUCCAGCCCCUGAAUCAUACAGAUGAUACCACUGAAGGUGUAGAGCCAAGCAGCCUUCUUUUUGAUGAACCCGUCCCUAGGAAAAGAAAGAAUUCCAUGAAGGUGAUGUUCAAAUGUCUCUGGAAGACAUGUGAGAAAGUUCUGAGCACAUCAGCUGGAAUAAAGAAGCAUAUCAGAACCAUUCAUCUGGGACAUAAUGGAGAAUCGGAUAAGAAUGAAGGAGAAGAGGACUUCUAUUAUACAGAAAUAAGACUGAACACAGAUUCUGUCAGUGAAGGAUUAAAACACCUCUCACCAUUUUCUCAGUCACUGCAAUCACCUACGUCUAAAAAAGGAAAACGCAAACCUCUGUUUGCCAAGACGGAGAGAUCUAAUUCUUCACUUAGCCACUCAGCUCCCAUUACCUCCUCUUUUAUAAACCCUGAUCAUGCAUACCAGUCCACUACUCCUGUAAAAAUACCUGGCCCAAAAAAGAUUCUUCCAAACGGCAAUAGCAUUGGAAUGUCUUGGAUUCUGUCUCCUGUUACUUUUGCUGGAACUUCGGUUUCCAUGUCAAGCUACACCGAAAUUAGGGAUUCUAAACUGCCAGUCCAGACAUUGUUGUCUUCUCCCCCAAAAACAGGAAUCGGAGUGAGAAAGCCUCGUGGGGAAGGUAAGAAAUGCCGCAAGGUUUAUGGCAUGGAGAACAGGGAUAAGUGGUGUACAGCCUGUCGCUGGAAGAAAGCCUGCCAGAGAUUUCCUGACUAGGAGAACUAAAGCACAGUUAAGUUAAUCACGGACUAAAAUUGCGAGAUGCUUUAGGCCCACUGGUCUUUCUUACAAGGUAGAAGUAUGAGCUUUUUGGGGCCCAAAAUAACAUGCCUAACUCGAUGUCUGAGAGAUUGAACGAUACUGGGUGAACGUCUUCUGGGAGUCUGAGUCAUAGUGGUUAGUACUUGUAUAACUCUUUGGCUAGAACAAGUUAUUCCCUACUGGGCAGCUUUUAGUGUUGCUUGUUGGCUAUGAGUAAGGCAUAGUCACUAUCUGGGAGAAUAACUGUCUUUCCUAAUGCCUUGGAGAAUGAGUCAUACUUCGUAAUAUACUACAGUUUACUUGGAUGGGUGGGUGAGCCAUAUCCACUAUUUCGACUUCAUUGUCUUCAGGCUCCUAUUUCACUCACUGGCUGGGAGAGUGUUCCAUACUGAGCAGCUGUCUUAAUUACAAGGUGUGAUAUUAAGCCAUAAUGGCCAGUUAUAUGUCUUAAGGUCCCCAUACAUGGAUAGAUCCGCUCG